This is a messenger RNA of Musca domestica (house fly), 2402 nucleotides long. Its product is annotated as myb-like protein X. The transcript is spliced from 2 exons. Lineage: Eukaryota; Metazoa; Arthropoda; Insecta; Diptera; Muscidae. Bases 163 to 2361 code for a protein of 732 amino acids. The record is from RefSeq and is a predicted model, not a curated record.
GCGGUCCGGUCGUUUGGCCAAUAAAAAUUAACAAAAAAAAAAUACAAUUCAAGUGACAAAAAAUUAAGUAUUUUGAAACCAAAGAAGCAGAAAAAAAUUAAAAAUUAAAGGAAAAUUUCAAAAUCAGAAAAAAUAUUUUUUUAAAAAUCGAGAAACAACAAAAUGUCAUUCGCGCCGAAAAUAUGUACGGUUGUGCUAAUCGUAGUCGCCUCAUGUAUUCUAGUCGAAAAUCGCAGUUACAACAAUGGUCUCAUCUUCUAUGACCUUACAACGAAACAAGUCUUCCUGCCACCAACCGUAUCGGUGUCUCGCGGCCGUAGUUUGUCCAAUUUUAAAUUCUCCAGCAAAGGUUCCAUAUGGUCUACUUUUGGUAAACCAUGCGAUUGUGCCGGACCCUUAUGUGGCUGUUGUGUUGGUAUCAAAGUGAAACAAUAUAAUUUCGAUCAGAAAAUGUGUGCUAAUGUGACGUAUGUGGGUCCGAAAAACGAACUAAAUCUGGAAAUGUUCGUCAAUGAAACACAAUCGGCCAAAUAUGCUGUAUCCGCCCGUAAUCCCUCACCGUUCUGUAUACCGGUUAUGUUAGGCAUCCCCAUGUCCAUGUGUGUCCAGAUGUCUGAUGUCGGUUUGCAGGGUGAUAAUAUGCAUGCCUGUAUGGAUUUUAUGGUACAAUUGGCAUCGACGCAAAUUUUCGAAAUGCAUUUCCAGUGUAUGCAAUUGGGGGCACAGGGAGCUCAAUGGGUGUUGCCAGGUGGUGGUGGAUCGGUUAUACCGCCAUCACAGAGUAAGAUAACCGAUCGUAAUGAUGAAGAUUAUGGCACUUCGGAUGAGUAUUACGAUGAAGAGGAAGAGAAGGAAGAUAAGGUGGAAAAGGAAAAUGUCAUUAAUGAAGAAAAUGCUGAGAAAAAUGAGUUGGAGGAUAAAGAGAAUGAAGAGGAGAAUGAAAAUAAGGCUGAGGAAGAAGUGGAUUAUAAUGACCUCGCGCAAGAAAACGAUAAAAAGUCUUCGAAAGAAAACGAAGUUGUAACAGAUGAGGAGAAAAGGGAAGAGAACAUAAAACUUACAAAUGUGGGCAUUGCUGCUAUGUUAAGGCCAAAACCCAAAAGUGAGGAGGAAGAGGAGGAAUCAGCCGAAACCGAAACUUUUGAUAUGUUGACAAAAAAUGACAGCCAGAUGUCCACGGAAAAUACUCCCAAUGAAAAUUUGAGUGUCUCCAAUAUUGGCAAUGACUCGAAUGCCAAGUCAGAGGAAACGUUGGAGCAAACCACGGAGUUGGCCAACGAUUUCCCCACCCCUAUGGCCAAUGUCACAAUAGAAAACAAACUUGCUGACAAUAUCAAUGACUCCGUAAUGAGUAUUACAUCUUCCAGCUCCAGUGAAGCUCCAAUAGUCAUUUUACCAGAAACAACAACAACGACAGCUUCACCAUUAACCGGACCAUUGAACUCAACGUCUAUUACAAAGACAGAGGAAAGUAACAGUGCCCAUAAUGAGAGUGAUUAUGAUAAUGAAGAAAGUGGAGAGGAGAAAGAGAAAGAGGAUGAUGAAAUCGAUGAAGAUGAGGACGAUGACGACGAUGAUGAUGCUGACGAAGAAGAGGAAGAUGAAGACGACGAAGAAGAUGAUGAUGAAUCGACUACGAGUGAAGUGAAAGAGCCCGAAAAUGCCAUAAUCGAACAGAAAUUGACAACCACAACAGAUGACAACAAUAAAAAUAUAAUUGUUGCUACAACAACCAAACCAGAUGAAGAAAAAAGUACGGAUGAAGAAGAAAAGGGGGAUGAAGAAGAGGAUGAUGAUGAUGAAGAUGAUGCUGAUGAUUAUGAAGAAGAGUACGAUGAAAGUGCAACGGAUGCCCCAGCCAAUGACAAUAAUCCAAAGAGUGGCCUUGAUGCUGCGACAUCAACAUCGACAACACCAGCAACAAGUCAUCAACAAAUCAUUGCCACAAACCAAACAUUAUCACUAACGACAAAUGGCAUUGUUGAGAAAUCCGACAAUGAAAUGAAUGCUGUAAAUCUUCAAUUAUCCCCAGAUGACAUGCUUAAUGCCAAAGAUAACAAAAACAAUGACAACGAAGAAAAAGACGACAACAACAACGACUCCAGCGAGAGCUUAACAAGCGUAAAUCAAACGCUUGGCAGUCUGAACACCACAAAUGCAAUUGAGAAUCACAGCCCGUCACCACAGCUCACAGAGGCGCUAACUGUCAGCAACAAUGACAGCGUAACAACAACACCUCAAACACCUGCCCGUCAGCUACACCGAAUGUAUAGAGAGAAAAAUAUACCCGCACGAUUCCGAGGUGGUCACAAAUAUCGCCCAAGUCAGCAUUAUCCCCAUUAUCAUCAAGACAAUGUGUAACACAAUUGAAAGUGCGCGAAACUGGUGUCUAUUCUCCAAGG